AUGGCCAACCUGCUCAACCGCCUGAUGCGCCCCUUCACCACCAGCACCCUCCACUUCGCCCCCGAGACCCCCUCCGCCCCCAUGUCCCUCCCCGAAGGCGCCCAGCGCGCCACCAUCGCCGCCGGCUGCUUCUGGGGCGUCGAGCACAUGUACCGCCACGACUUCGGCGCCUCCGACAAGGGCCUCCUCGACGCCCGCGUGGGCUACAUCGGCGGCGACACCAAAGACCCCUCCUAUCGCGCCGUCUGCUCCGGCCGGACGGGCCACGCGGAGGCCUGCCAACUCAUCUACGACCCGCAGAAAGUCUCGUACCGGACUCUGCUGGAAUACUUCUACAAGAUGCACGAUCCCACCACGAGUAAUCGCCAAGGUCCCGAUGUGGGGUCGCAAUACCGGAGUGGGAUUUUCUAUCACGAUGAGGAGCAGAAGAAAGUCGCGGAGGAGGUGACGAGGAAGGCGAAUGAGCAGUGGUGGAAGGGUGGGAUUGUGACGGAGAUCCUGCCCGCGGGGGAAUGGUGGGAUGCGGAGAAGUAUCAUCAGUUAUACCUGCAGAAUAACCCCGGUGGAUAUGAGUGUCCGAGCCAGUAAGUCACACCCCGUUGAGGAGGCGAUGGGCUGUUGCUAACCAGGCGAGCAGUUUCUUGAGGAAGUUUCCGGAUCUGCAGUAG
Messenger RNA from Lecanosticta acicola, 668 nucleotides. The record is from the annotation of a GenBank genome assembly. Lineage: Eukaryota; Fungi; Ascomycota; Dothideomycetes; Mycosphaerellales; Mycosphaerellaceae.